GCUGCGAUGGGUCGUCUGGGCGACUAGGAGGAAAAAGAGAAGGGGUGUUGGGCCUGGCGGGCUAACCCGGGUUGGGGACAGCUGGCGGUUCCGCGGGGCGGUGUCCGGAGAGCUGCGGGGCCCGGGAGCCCGGGGUCCACGCCACACUCCCAGGAGGUGCGCGAACCAGCGGGCCGGCGAGGAGUAGCGGCUAGCGAGACCCGCAAGCCGGGACCAUGGGCUGCUUCUUCUCGAAGAGGCGGAAGGCUGAGAAGGAGUCGCAGCCCGAGGGCGAGGAGGAGCGGCCGAAGCAGUACAGCUGGGACCAGCGCGAGAAGGUUGAUCCAAAAGACUACAUGUUCAGCGGACUGAAGGAUGAAACAGUAGGUCGCUUGCCUGGCCAAGUGGCAGGACAACAGUUCCUCAUUCAGGACUGUGAGAACUGUAACAUCUAUAUUUUUGAUCACUCGGCUACAAUCACUAUCGAUGACUGUGCUAACUGCGUGAUUUUCCUGGGACCUGUGAAAGGCAGCGUGUUUUUCCGGAAUUGCAGAGAUUGCAAAUGCACGUUAGCCUGCCAGCAGUUCCGUGUGAGGGACUGUAGGAAGCUGGAAGUCUUUCUGUGCUGUGCCACUCAGCCCAUCAUUGAGUCUUCCACAAACAUCAGGUUUGGCUGUUUCCAGUGGUACUACCCUGAGCUAGCGUUCCAGUUCAAAGACGCAGGGCUAAGUAUCUUCAACAACACCUGGAGCAACAUUCAUGACUUCACGCCUGUGUCAGGAGAACUCAACUGGAGCCUUCUUCCAGAAGGUGCCGUGGUUCAAGACCAUGUUCCUCUCCCUGCCACCGAAGAGCUCAAAGCUGUCCGCAUUUCCACAGAAGCCAACAGAAGUAUCGUUCCAGUGUCUCGAGGUCAGAGGCCGAAGAGCAGUGAUGAAUCCUGCUUGGUGGUAUUAUUUGCUGGCGAUUAUACAAUCGCAAAUGCCAGAAAACUAAUUGAUGAGAUGGUUGGUAAAGGAUUCUUCCUAGUUCAAACCAAGGAAGUGUCAAUGAAAGCUGAAGACGCUCAGAGAGUUUUUGGGGAGAAAGCACCUGACUUCCUUCCUCUGCUGAGUAAAGGUCCUGUUAUUGCCUUGGAGUUCAGUGGAGAUGGUGCUGUAGAAGGGUGUCACCUUAUUGUCAACGAGAUAUUCAACGGGACCAAGAUGUUUGUAUCCGAAAGCAAGGAGACAGCGUCUGGAGACGUAGACAGCUUCUACAACUUUGCUGACAUACAAAUGGGAAUAUGAAGUGCAACAUGGAACCAAGGACUUGAUAUUAAGCCCUUUUUAAAUUGUGUGUUAGCGGUUUUUACUAAUGUUAAAACUGUCAAAGCGUAUUUUUAAAUAAACUGUUGAAUACUGCAUUAUUUACUUCAGGUUCGAAAACAGUUCGUUUUGGGGGCGCCUGGCUGGCUCAGUCGGUAGAGCGUGCGGGUCUUGAUCUCAGGGUCGCGAGUUCAAACCCCGCACUGGGCGUGGAGCCUACUAAAAAUAACAACAACAACAGCAAGUUCAUUUUAAGUUAAGUAGUUUUCAUCAGCUUAAAAACUACUUGGCCCACUUCAAUAAGCUUGCAGUUUUGUUUCUCUGCUGAGGAUACUGUCAUUAGGACAUAGAAGUGGCUAGCAGUUCAUCAUUUUAAUCCUAAUUAGAUAUUAUUUCAAAUCCCUAAGAAUUUAAACUUUCCUCAGUGCUCCAUACUAUCGUUUGAGAAUACAUUCCAUUGCUUCUUUUCUUCUUUAAUUUAGAGAGAUUUGUUACUAGCUGAUCGAUUAGAAUGAACCUCUGCACAUUUAUUUUCACGUAUUCAUAUUCGGUUAAAUAAUUGCUUCCUAGUUGCAUAAUACGGCAAAUGAGAUUUUGUACGCGGAAUUGAGAUAAUGCUUUGUAAAUUGAAUUUUUUUUAACAAAUAGGUAUUUGAUGACCAGUUUUGCAAUUAACUCUACUAACUGAUGUUGGUAUAGCUGUUUAAAGACUACUUCGUGAGUAGUAUGAUUAUCUGAAUAAAUUCCACGCCGUGUCGUUUUUUUACUACAA
This is a messenger RNA of Herpailurus yagouaroundi (jaguarundi), 2058 nucleotides long. It is a transcript of the gene RP2, whose product is annotated as RP2 activator of ARL3 GTPase. Gene Ontology annotation, cellular component: periciliary membrane compartment; cilium. The transcript has 5 exons. The coding region runs from base 216 to 1268 and encodes 350 amino acids. Gene Ontology annotation, molecular function: GTPase activator activity. Gene Ontology annotation, biological process: post-Golgi vesicle-mediated transport. Lineage: Eukaryota; Metazoa; Chordata; Mammalia; Carnivora; Felidae. The record is from RefSeq and is a predicted model, not a curated record.